This is a messenger RNA of Lemur catta (Ring-tailed lemur), 704 nucleotides long. Its product is annotated as cyclic AMP-responsive element-binding protein 5-like. Gene Ontology annotation, biological process: regulation of transcription by RNA polymerase II. The transcript is spliced from 5 exons. Bases 87 to 533 code for a protein of 148 amino acids. NCBI's taxonomy places the organism in Eukaryota, Metazoa, Chordata, Mammalia, Primates, Lemuridae. Gene Ontology annotation, molecular function: DNA-binding transcription factor activity, RNA polymerase II-specific; cAMP response element binding. The record is from RefSeq and is a predicted model, not a curated record.
UAAUCUUUGCUCAGUCCAACGUGGUCCCUUCACCCGGGCUCCGCUCUUGCCUUCUCCACACUUGUUUGAUUUAUGAGGAAUCCAAGAUGAAUUUGGAGCAGGAGAGGCCGUUUGUCUGCAGUGCCCCAGGCUGCUCCCAGCGCUUCCCAACAGAGGAUCAUCUGAUGAUUCACAGGCACAAGCAUGAGAUGACUUUGAAGUUUCCCUCAAUAAAGACAGACAAUAUGUUAUCAGAUCAGACUCCGACCCCGACGAGAUUCCUGAAGAACUGCGAGGAGGUGGGGCUCUUCAACGAGCUGGACUGCUCCCUGGAGCACGAGUUCAGGAAGGCUCAGGAGGAGGAGAGCAGCAAGCGGAAUAUCUCGAUGCAUAAUGCAGUUGGUGGGGCCCUGGCGGGGCCUGGAGCUCACCAGCUUGGCAGUGCCCGGCUGCCCAACCAUGACACCAGCGUUGUGAUUCAGCAAGCCAUGCCGUCGCCACAGUCCAGCUCUGUCAUCACUCAGGCACCUUCCACCAACCGCCAGAUCGGGUAAGGAGCCCUCCUCAGCUGCCUCUGGGUCCUGGACGGAGCUCAGGGAAUGUUCUGGACUUUCUCCUUGUUUCUGGUGCACAUAUUCGUUGGUUUUCCUGGCUGAUGUGAUGUUGCCUAGAGAUUUAGAGUGACGGUUUCAAUGGGAGAAGAGAGAGGGAGUCUCUGUUUGUUG